AUGCCUAAAGCACCUCGAAAAACGCAGCAUCUGCGACGUGAUAGUGGCAUAAGCUUCAUGCAACAGUCCAAUCGUUCAAGCCGCGAGAGAUACGUUCGAGAAAAGCGAGGUGAGAAGAAAAUUCAUGCAACAAAACAAUCAGAUAUACAACAUCAGUCCAGAAAACUGGCCAGUGGAAGUUGUGUCAAGAUACCAAAUGAUCUAAUCUUUGAGGAUGAUGGCAUGAGCGAAGACGAGCCCAGAGGACGAUCGCUGCUGCGAAAUUCUGUCAGGGGUAAGAGUGGUUCUAUGACGAGAAAUUCAUUGAGUACCAAGCGAACCGCGUUGGAUGAUACGGCCAUGAGCCAAGAGACCAUACACAAUGCCAUCAUACAUGCUGUGAAUGCGGGGAAAAUUUCAUUUCAAGUUUUAGCAGACACGAAUUUGACCAUUGAAAGCAUCACUGAGUUCUUCAAAAGGCACAAUGACGAACUCAUGAGUCAAUGGAAGCAAGGUCUGGAAGCGCAAAACUCGGGAGACGAUGACUCGGCAACUGUACAACAUCCCCAAGACAUUGCAAGCCAGCCAUUCAGCGUCCUGCAAGUCGCUUUCGGAUGGGCUCGAUCUAAGCUCAGAGAACAAAUCAAUGAGAAGACGACCAAGAGGAAGAAGGAUGAAGCGGGGGCACAAUUGAAAAGAGCACGCGAAAUCUACUUGAAGAAGAAAGCUGCUGGCAUAACCAAUCCGAAAGACCUCAUGGCGUCCGUUUCUGAUGCAUUGAAGGCCGAAACCCCAACUCCAAAACCGCACCCCACUGUAGCGCCAAUCACAAUUACCAUGACUGGACGUUCUCGGCAACACGCGCCCACGGAAGAGGACCGAGGGGAAUUUGAAUUUCAAAGAGAUCAUCUUGCAAAUAUGCGUUCUAGCUCAUUGCACCCUCCCGAUAAUGCCAGCAGUCAUAGGUCAGGAUCUGAUGUCUGGGUUGCCCCAUUUCCAUACCGAAAACGAGGCGAGCCUGUAGACGCGCUUGCCAACCUGUCACCACCACUAGAACUCCCUUUCCCAGAGAAAAAUGACCGAAAAGACGCAGCUCCUGCAUCAUUGCCUUCGACUACUUCAAGACUGAAUGGCCGAAAGUCUGACAAGGGAGCUUCCAUCAGAGACAAGAGAAAAUAUCAAUCCCUUUCGCGGAGCAGCGGGAUAAAUCUUUCGGAAGAGAUGGCCAUGGCUUCCAUUACAGAUAUUGAACCAAGCUAUCAACGUCCCAGAUCACCGGGAAAAAAACAGAGGGGCACGAGGGGUGUUGCGCCGCCAAUACACAGGAAGUAG
Cadophora gregata is the source of this 1311-nucleotide messenger RNA. RefSeq lists its product as uncharacterized. NCBI's taxonomy places the organism in Eukaryota, Fungi, Ascomycota, Leotiomycetes, Helotiales, Ploettnerulaceae. The transcript has a single exon. Bases 1 to 1311 code for a protein of 436 amino acids. The record is from RefSeq and is a predicted model, not a curated record.